UAAUUAUUGGGACGUCAUUCUAUUCGAUUGACGGAGCUGCGCAAAAUAAAAUAAUUUUUGACUCUCACUCACUCAUCACGGCUGCCAUGUUUUUUUUCAUGUGGGGUGUGUGUAUAUUGAUAUAACAUGAUAAUUUAACCCCGUACAAAUUGUUACAGAAGGGGUGCACCAAGUGCGUCAUUUGUUAAUAGCUAGUGACAAUGCUAUCGCCCACAAUUUAUUAAACACGAAAAAAGCUGCCUUACAAAUAAAAAUCGAACCACUAGCAAAGACUAGGCCAAAGAAAUUAAUGAUGUAUUAGUAAAGAGGCAUAUAAAGGAUCGAUUUUAACACACGGCCCUCGGCGAUUGAAAAAUGGACCUUCGAUUUAUGUGCGUGAUGAUGUUAUUUGAUAACGGCAGAGAUUAUUACGAGCAGAAUGCGUAAGCAUAAGAGAGAAAGUCAGGCGGACGCCUGCUGGCCUGCCACAUCCAGAGAGCUUCACCCAACUCCAAACCUUAUCAUCUGAUACCCAUACUACAGAGGAUAUGCAGUGCUCAAUUACAUUGGAAAGAGACCGUAACAUUGGAAAUAUUAAAAUGAAGACCAUUAACAAUUAUAAGAAUCCUUAUAAGAAGGAACCUAAUAUUGACAAUAUUGUUGAUCAGCUGUGUACGAGACUUAAAGACAUCAAAGAUCAAGAAGGUGCAUCACAAGUAGGUAUGCCCACGUGUUCUAUAGAACAAGCUGAGGCUGUACGUCGAUAUUACGCUGCCUUUCCGGCUCUGAAGAAAGGUGAAGAGUCUCCGCUGCAGUAUUAUCUGCCGCCGCCAGCGUGGUGUCGCAAGUCAGCACCAGAUAAAUUAGUCAAAAUGCAAAGUGAAGUAUCAAUUUCAAAAGAUUGGAACACAAAAAAUAAAAAGUUUUCUUCGGGUAAAGAGCGACGUAAUUCCUACCACGGUCAAAGAAAGGGUAACAAGAAACGCUGCAACAGUUAUAGUAGGUCCUUUGAAAGCAAAGAGAGCUUGCCUGAGUGGGUUACUCACGAGGGAGUUUGGGACAUAGAAACUCAAGAUCCUGUUAAGGAGUUUAUUAGAGCUAUAGCAUUAGACGAAGGUUACGGUACUUGCGAAAAUACAGUAACUGACGAAAUUAAGGAGAUAACGGGAGUUAAGCUGGGAAUGAAUGAAAACAUGGUGCCAAACUGGGACGACAGUCUUGAUUUUGAUACAGAUUGGAUUAUCACUGAAGAUCUAAAUCCAAGAGUUAGAACUCCGAUGGAGGAAGAGCUGUAUGCGAAAUUCGAAGCAAAGUUUGAUCGUAGCAUUGAAGCCUUGUGGUCAAAGGACCAAAAUACUCCUGAUGAUGAGUAUCAAGAUCUUCCAAUCGACUUUCAGGAUCUCCUCUCGUCCCCCUCCGAUCAUCUGUUUGCCGAUCCGUCCGCCGAAAAGUGCAGCCUGAUAUCUCUCACCGAAAGCAUAUGGUCUAAUGAUGCUACAGAUGCUAUAAUAUUCGACCGUGCCGAAUCUCCGACGAAAAUCGCCGAGGCGUUGCAUGAUCGUUUCAAGCCACUCAAUCUCGCCGAUGUCGCGGAGCCGCCGCCCUGUCCGCCGCGCGUGCUCGAAUCGCUCUCGCUCUACGAAGGCGACGAGAUAUACGACGCACUGUCCGCCGUAGCGAAAUCGAUGCGAUCUUUCACCGCUAUCAAUCACAGCCGCGAUCGGAGCGGCUUCGUAGAGGUGCCGCCCCGGCGGCACCCUCGCAACGAGACCGUCUCGCUCGUCGUUGAGACGAAGCUCGUAGAGGACACGCCACGAGCGUCCGCGUCGCGUGAGGACUUGCUGACAUCGUCCCGUACGCAUUUCAAGCCCAUCCGCCGCGAGGCAGAGUCCGAGGCGGCGCGCUACGCGGACGGCGACACGUUUGACAUUCGCGGCGACCUCGACGAGGUCGAGUUCAGCCGCAGCGAGUCCGGGGGCAUGUACUUGACGAGCUCCCUCGAGCGGUACCUCGAGUAUCGCACCGGGAACGGCAUCGAUUACGGGCGGCUGAAGCUGACGGCCGCGCAACGCUGCCCGGACCUCGACGACCCCGGAUUCCGGCUGCGUUUCCCGAUGCGGCAGCUGGACGCGGCGGUGCAGACCGACCGGCCGCCGGACGAGGCGUGGGCUGCAUGCGAGGAAUGUGGUCAAGCCGCGAAGAAGAUGCGCUCAAACAUAGAGAGCAUCUGGGGGGAGGCGGGCUCGUGCGACACUUGUGUGGCCCGGCCGCCGCCCUCGUCCGCCGCGCCGCCGCCCGACGAGAUGCGCCGCGAGUGGGAGGAGUUGCUGUCAGACAUCAGCGCUGCGCACGCGCAGUACAUAAGCGGAGUGGAAACGGGCGCGGGCGCGGAAGCUGAGGCGGGCGAGGAGACCAUGGUGAGCACGGCGGAGUGCCGUAAGCGACGGCAUAGCGCGGCGCUUCGUUGUAUGGCGGCGUGCUCGCACCCGCACGCUCGUUUCCUGCGAUGUUGCUCGGCUGCCAUGCACCGGCCGCUCACUCGCUGACCGCCGAAACACGUUAUUGCACGUUGCGGAUAUUCGGAGUUUAUUCAUUAUUCAUAAUUUUCUAAUUGUAUUAUUUUGUUAUUUAUGCCAUCAGGCAAUAAUACUCGUGGAUGCGAUUACUGAGACAUUUGGUAGUAGCAAAAACAGAACUGCAUGCUUAGUUUUGUUUCUAUUAAUGUUUUAUAAUUGAGUCGCCUACAGUAACAUUUUGUUGCUAAUUCAUCUUGGUCUGUUUGUUUUAUAUUAAUAAUUUUUAUUGACGGUUUUCAUUUUUUUAUGUGAAAGUUACAGAUUACUAACAAUGUACUAUUGAUGUCUCAGCAGCGUGCUCCACAUUCUUUAUUCAGAAAUCAUACUAAAUAUCAAUUAAUUUAUGAUAGAUUCGGUUUUAAUUCAUUGUCAGGUGAAACAGAUUAGGAUAAACUAGCAAUUGCUGGUGAUCUCAAUCUGUGUGGGCCCUAAACACUAAUUGAUCAUAUUGACACAGUACGUAAUAAUUGAGCGCCACUAUUGUUCGUUUGGGAUACAAUGUUUGUACACAUUAAUAAACGAAAUCUAACAACCUUCCAAUUUCAUGGAACUACGGUAAUUGUUACGUAAAUACUGUGUCAAGGUGAUUCAGUUUUGUUUUCUUUACCGUGAUAUCAGGCAAUCUGUAUAUUUUCGCUCCUUUUUCAUCGAUUAUAUUAUAAAAUGUAGUAAAAACGAAAAUUAUAUAUUAUUAUUAUUAUAUUCUAGAAUUUCAACACGAAAUGCCGCCAUGAAUACGCUUGAAAUUUUAUUAUAAUUUCAUGGCUCUAUUUUACUCUUUCAAGUGGCAUUAGAAUGAAAAAGUUAGCAAUAAUAAAUAGGUUUAAUUAGCGAAGCCUUGGAGUUAUGUUUUCCUGGUUGCAUCGGCAACGUUCACGUGAAGGUUAUAAAUUGCUAACAUAUCUUAUGAUUGUAGAUAUUGUUGAAAGGAAUAUAUGUAACAUUAAUUUUAGUUCAAUGUUUUCUUUGUAGAGGUUUCAUAUUGAUAGAAAUGUUUGAUGGAAUGCUACGUCUUACUGCAUUAUAUCAAAAUAUUUGGUAAAGAUUGUAUAAUGUACGUAAUUGAUUGAUAUUGAUGAGCGAAGUAUUGGAAUUGUUAUGAAUUGGACUCUAUGAUUUUUUCUUGACUUUCCAUGUUAAAUUUGCAUUGUGUUCAUAAAACAUUCAUAUUCUUUUGACGUAUAUAUAACUAGAGGUAGCAUUUCAUAACAAACAUAUUGGACGAUUCUAAUAUAAUUCUUACAAUAAUAUCGUCCCCAGUUGUUUAAUAAUUUGUUAAUGUAAAGCGUAGGUAUUGCAGGUAUUUUUUAUUUUGUUAGUAUUUUUCGUUUAUGUUUUUUUGGCAAUCUAAAUUCAUUCUAAAUUUUAUAUAAAUAAAAAUGAUUUUUGUUUACUGUUAAAAAUAAAAUUAAACAAGCAUUGACGUGAGGAGAUGGAUAAGGGCGCAUCUCCACUUUGCCAGUAGUGCAUACCUUUUUGGUAUUCUAGAUUGUUCCAUAUCAAUAAGGUGGGCACUGUUGCAGCUUUGCCACCGUUCAAAACCAGUCGAGAUGCGCCUUCAUGUGUCUACGGAUUGUAAAUCGUGUUAUAUAGUUGGCAGGUGGACGAUUUGUUUUCAAUGGUUUGUCCAUUUUGUCGUAAGUUAACACGCGGCGAUUUUAUUGAAUAGCCGCAUAAUAUAAUGGUAGGAAGGCGGGCGUCCGUGGCCGCAAAGACACAGUCGAGGAGACCGCGCCGCUCAGCCGUUUAGUGGUAGUUCGAGGUGUCAAGUUUUGUAUGAAGUUGGACAAUGAUAGCCGGGGGCGCCCAGUGCUGCCCCCCCUCGUGUGUCGGAUGAGGGUGAUGAAUCGUGUAGUAAUUGUGCUCUUCGAUAGGAAAAUGUACAGUCACUGUUUAAAGUCCCGUCGUCGCUGUCGGUGAGCGCGUGUUCUAUAUAACAUUACGACUUCUUGUAGCACAAGAACUGUGAACAGUGACUGUAAUGAGAUGUAAUAUAAUUUACAGCUCCUAAUAUGGAUUGUAACAGUUCAUAUAGGCGUAACUGUUAUUAUAGUUUAUGUAAUGCAUAAGAAAUGUAUAUGUUAUAUUUUUAUUUCUUGCGGGGUCCGUCAAAUCGUUUUUACGAUUGAUGAAUGUGUACAGCUUGGCGCUUUUGCGGUGCUCGUAAUAUCGCCAUUCUGUACAGCGCUCCAUAGACUAAGUACAUUUCUAUUAGUGUUAUCGCUAAACCUACGGUCGGACAAAAGAAAUAAUUUAUUCACCUAAAGUACGAUACAACUGUGUGAGGUAUCACUACUUGUUAUAAUAAUAUCUAGUGGAUUGAAGGUUCGAAAUUACCUUCAAUAGUUCGACAUGUGUGCAAUUGACAUUUGGAACUUUUGUUCUUGGAACUUCGCUAAUAGAAAAUUAAAUGUACUUGGUUUAAGGAGGUAGACCCCAUAUGUCCUUAUUUAUUUCAUUUAAUGCCUUACCUAGUUACAAUUUCCUAUAAAAUUUUAAUAUUCUUGCAAACUUUGCUAUUUUACGUGUCGUGUUUGAUAUAUUUAUUUUUCUGUAGUGUGAUUUACUUCUGUUUGUAAUAACUGAAAAGGGAAAAAUCACCAAAAAAAAUUCAUUGCAUCGGAAAGGCUGUUAUUGUAUAUAUUUACUAUAUUGUGAAUUAAUGUAUAGACUAUUUCAGUUCUUAUAUUUAUUAUGUUUGUUAGUUCCGUUGACUUCAGUAUCUGAAGUGGAUACAUUGACAGUCCACUGAAUAUUUUAUAACCUCUGGAAAUUUUACCAGAACAUACGUGUAACAUUCAUUAUAUUUAUUUUUUAAACAUUUAUUUAAAAAUUAAACGUCUGACAGUUUUAUGACCAUGAAUAAACAGAAAUUUAAGUAUAGAAUACGAUUUGUAACUGCAUUCAUAGAUUUAUGUAACCAUCUUAUUGUCACACUAUUUCAGAUAUUGAAGCGAUCAUUUAUUAAUGUCUAAAGUUUUAUCGUUAUAUAUGGUUGGGUAUUUUUUAACUUUUGUCAACUAAUUAAUUCACGUUCAUUAUUUUGAGUGUCACGGUAAUAUUUUUCAUUUUAUACUCUCAUAAGUUCAUAUUAUAUUGUACUUAUUCCAUUAACGAUAUUCGAUAAAGGAUACCUCGAAAAAAAAAUUAUAAAAAUAAAAAAAAAAUAUAAUAAUAUAAAAAUCAUUAGAUACAAGUUUGCAUAUAAUAUUAUAUUUGAUUAUGAUUCAAUCUAAUGUAAUGUGCCUAUGCACUUGAUUAUCUAUACAUCCGGAUCAUCUAUGGAUAUGUAUUCGACAGUCGGUCGAGUGCAAUUGUGGUUUGCAAUGGUUAUUUACAUGGGGACUGUAGUAUUGACGCGAGAUCGAACCGUUGCAAACUUAGCUUUCGUUAUCGAUAAAUCUAUUAGAAUGUAUUUAAUCUGCCUGAAUAGCAUAAUAGAUCAUUUUAUUUUAAUAGAUGUAUUGAUAUCGUUGUAAAAUCUUUAAAAGCAUUCGCAUGAUUUCUGUAUGGGGAAAUACUAUAUUGCAGUAACGGCGAGCGAGUGUUUUUAAAGGUCGUAUAGGUCCCUAAAAUCGCAAUCUAACUUUAAGCCACCAGAUUCUUGGCGAAGGAGCUUUUAGCUCAGUAAUAUUGGUACCUAUUUGAAUAUUUACACCUUUCACAGUCUGUUGAUUAUUUUAUGAAAUUAAUGUCGAGAAGAGAGCAAAGCAUUUUUCCAAGAAACCUUUUGAACACGUAGCUAAACAAGCACACGUUUGAUAUAUCAAAAUGUAAUGACAAAAUUACAAAUAUUGCAUGUAGUUGUAUAUUGAAAUUCUAAAUAUUGUCAUGCUCUCCUCGAGAAACAAGUCGGCUUGUAACCGAUUGCUAACUGUGCCCUUGGUUACAUGCGUAUUUGUUUACACAUCAUAUCAAAAUAUAUAUAUUCUUUUUUUGUUUGAAAUUUCUUACCUAAAACGAUUAGAGCUAAAAAUAUGUUAUAGGCCGGGGUAGGAGCAGUUCAUAAGGGAUUUCACGUCUUAUUUUUGCUAACGCUGUUUAUAAUAUUCACUGCUAUCUAAUACAUUUUCCUCUAUUGUUAUUAAAGUGUAAUUGCACAUUGCAAAGUCAAAUGUAUCCAUUUGGUUUCUUCAUUGUUAUCUUACUAUUAGAUGAAUUUUCCUAUUGAUAGCUAUUGUAUAAUUCUAUUUGAAAUUAUAAUCCUUGUUUUAAUAGAAGUGGUUAUCCCUGAAAAUAGUUACCAUUUUCAUAAUUUAGGUUGUGCUCACUACUCUGGUUCUUGCCACCUGUGGGAAGAAAUAAAGUAAACAAUCCACAUUA
Molecule: messenger RNA, 6878 nt
Organism: Galleria mellonella (greater wax moth)
Lineage: Eukaryota; Metazoa; Arthropoda; Insecta; Lepidoptera; Pyralidae
Exons: 4
Coding region: 528-2525 (665 amino acids)
Source: RefSeq, a predicted model, not a curated record